Messenger RNA from Myiozetetes cayanensis, 2352 nucleotides. RefSeq names its product collagen alpha-1(I) chain-like. NCBI's taxonomy places the organism in Eukaryota, Metazoa, Chordata, Aves, Passeriformes, Tyrannidae. The transcript has 4 exons. Bases 1 to 2352 code for a protein of 783 amino acids. The record is from RefSeq and is a predicted model, not a curated record.
AUGGACGCCACAGGGAUCGUCAGUGGAGCCCGCGGGGGUCUGAGCAGCAUGCCACGGGCAAGGGACGGUGACACCCACCAGGUCCCCCGGCGCCCACGCGGUAUCGGGGGCCACGGUGACCGGAGCACCGCCCUGUUCCGAGCCCACCCCGCAGCCCUGCGGGGCCCGGCCCCGGGCAGCCCCCGGCCCUCGCCCGCCCCCGGAGCCGCUCCACGCCGGAGCGCGGUGUCACCGCACGGGGACGGGCACCGCGCCGUGGGCCGGGGGGGCCGCAUCCCGCUCUCCCCUCCGGGUCGCGCAGGAACGGGGACCCCCGCGGCCCCCCCAGCUGUCGGUACGCGGGGGCCGGGCGGAGAGGCGGCGGGGCCGGGGCGAGGGGCCGGGGAAAGGAGCGGGCACGGGGCGGUGCUGCGCGGGGCCCGGCACGGCCCGGGGCGGCGUGGCCGGGCAGGGCCGGGCCGGGCAGCCGGUGCCCGCACGGCGGGGCCGCGCCAGGGCGCUGCGGGGCCGCCGGUCUCCGAGGCCCGUGCGGGGGCCGAGGGCGGCGCGGCCCCGGGCCGGGCGAGGCUGUCAGCGCCGGGGCGGUGCGGGACGGUGCGGGGCGGGCCCGGCGGGGCACUGCGGGGGGUGCGGCGGCCUCCGGGCCUGCGGGCCCCGGUGCCGCGGGCGGGGGCCGGUGACAAACUUGCGGCCGCCGCACCGUGCCGUGCCGUACCGCUCGGUGCCCCGCAUGGCGUGGGGGAGGUGCCUCGACCCUCGCCCGGGGCCGCCCCCGCCCCGCAGCGCUGCGCGCCCGGCGGGGCAUCGGGCAGGGGGGUUACGGGGCCCGGGAGGUCACCCAGCGGCAUCGUCGCCGGGGCAGGGGCCCUGCGCCCAUUUGGGCUGGACAGGCGGGUCCGCGCCCGCUCCACCGACUCGGGGACACCCACCCCCCCCGCGGCCGCGCCCGGCGGCGGGCACCGGGCGGGGGGCACCGGGGCGGCGGGCACGAGGCUGAGGGCAUCGGGGAGGCGCCGCUCCGCUCCGUGCCGCGCCGAGCCCCGGGCGCGGCGGCCUCCCCCCCGCGCCCCUCCCGGGGCCGCGCCGGGCGCGGAGCCCCCUCCCUCCCUCCCCGCGCUCCUCCCUCGCUCCCUCCCCGCGCCCGCCCGUUCCCUCUCCGGACCGGCCCCCCCGCGCGGGCCGGGGCGCGCGGCACGCCGGGACCCGCAGUCCGCGGGGUGGCUCGGCGGCUCCCGGCCCCGGCGGACGGACUACGGCUCCCGGCAGCCCGCGCGGCCGCGGCUCGCUCUCGCCCUCACACUCCGGCUGCCGCUGCCAGUGUCUCCGCCGCCGCCGUCGCCGCCGAACCGCCGCUCGCAGCGCCCGGGGUCCGACCCGCCGCCUGGGGCAGGGGCCCGCCCUGGCCCGCCGCCCCCGCCGCCCGCCCGCCUCGGGAAGCAGCGCCGGGCGGAGGGCAGCGAAGGGCGGCGGCGGCUCCGGCUCCCGCCCCGCGACGGCGCGGCGGUGCCGCUGCCCAGCCCGGCGCGGCGGCUCCGGCUCCGGCACCGGCGGCACCUGCCGCUGCCGGGGCGGUGCGGGGGUCCUGGGGCGGGCGGGGCGGCCGCGGAGCGCGGCGCUCCCGGGGCGGCGGCGGGACGGCGGCGCCGGGCGCUCGCGGAGUUUGGCGGCGUGGCCCGAGCCCGCCCCGGCCGUCACCGUGCCCGGGGCCGGUCCGGCCGCGGGUGCCGGCCGGGCGGGCGCCGGGCGGUGGCGGAAGAGCCGUCCCCGGGGGCAGCGCGGCCGCCGCCACCUCCAUGUCCGGGGCUGCCCCGGUGCGGCAGCGCGGGGACCCGGCCGCGACCGCCGGGGCUGCGGGACGCUCCGCCGGGGAGCGGCCCCGGGGGCAAACUGUUGAGCCGGGGUCUGUGGGAGCCGCCGCGGGACAGCGCCGCGGGGCCUGGCCCCGGGCAGGGCUGCGGGGUGCGGGGCGAAACCCCCGGAGCGGCCGCGGGGGACGCCGUGUCCCGGGCGGGGGGGUGCCCGCCCCGCGGGGCCGUGGGCCGUGCCGCGGCCUCGCGGGGCUCGGGAGCGGGACGUGCCGUGCCGCGGGCGGGGAGCUCGGCCGCGAAACCCCCGCGGUCCCGGCCUCGGGGCGGGCCGGGGCCGGGGCGGUGCCGCUCCGCGCCGACGCCCCCCGCGGCCGGGGCGGGGCGGCGGGGGCGGCCGGUCCCCCCGCCCGUGCCCACGGUGAUGGCCGGGCAGCGGCAGGACCGGGCGGAGGAGGCGGCGCUUCCUGCCGCUCUCACCGGGGAGGAAACCAGCCCUCCCGCGGCGGUGUGGUCGGUACCGGGAGGGGUCCUGGCUCCUCGGUGA